Molecule: messenger RNA, 264 nt
Organism: Phytophthora nicotianae INRA-310
Lineage: Eukaryota; Oomycota; Peronosporomycetes; Peronosporales; Peronosporaceae
Exons: 1
Coding region: 1-264 (87 amino acids)
Source: RefSeq, a predicted model, not a curated record
AUGCCUCCGUUGUGCGAUUUUGCAUCCAAGACAAACGGUGAAGUGUCCAAUAAACCAGAUCAGUUUUACGCUGCAUUUGCUGCACAAAUGUGCUAUUGCACCCAAUUCCUCACACGGCUAGCAUUUCCUGUGGCAUGGACUUUCUGGAAGCACAAGCGCGGACUUCACCACACCAUCACGACGUCGAAGGCCUGUUUCCAACGUACUUGGAAGAUAUUUAGUGACAGUGAGAGCAACAUCUCAAAAGACAGUCGUGCUCGUUGA